AUGAAUUUUGGCGAUUAUGAUGAGUUCAAUGAAGAUAAUAACCCAUUUUUGGGUUCCGCGCACUUUUUAUCUAACGGCAUUGAUAGCACCUUUGGUACUGAAGGUUCAAAAAAGUUGAAUAGCAAAAACACCGUUGAGCAAGGCGAAAAUUCUUCAGAUCUGGUAUCGAAUACGAUAAAUAAGGAUGCCAAUUUCAAAGAAUCCCCGAUAAACCCUCUUCCUUUACAUUUUGAUGAUGAUAGCAAUUUGAAAAAUAUAGGUGACCAAGUUAUCGACGCUCAGCAAGAGGACUAUGCGAAAAUCAUUGGAUAUGAGGCAAUGCAAGAUUCACGUAACAAACGAGCAGUAUUUUACACAAUCGAAGGUACUUCUGGGAAAAGAAAUCUUUCAAAAAGUAAGGAUUCAGGCGAACUAGUAAAGAUUCAUCGCCGAUAUUCAGAUUUUGUGUCUCUUCGAUUAUACUUAGUAAAGUUUUUUCAGACUAAGGUGAUACCACCUAUUCCUGAGAGACAUUCUCUGGGGAGACUGUUAAGACAUCCAUUUGGAUACACAAUGGACACACAGAUUAUAUCUAGACGUAUAAGACUUUUGAAUUACUUUCUGAAGCGGGUUCAAGAAGAUCAUACAAUAAGAGAAUGUCAGUUAAUGAAAAAAUUCCUAAAUCCAGAUAUUCGUUACUGGUUUCAGGCGUUAGAAGGACCACCUUUUACUUCGCUAUCAUCAAAGUCAAUACUACUCACAUCUCCAAGAGACCCAACAACACCUAGUGCAUAUUUUUCAUACUUACCGCUUCCCAAAAAAAAUCAGACCCGCCAUUACAAAUCCAGCAUCGAGGAUACAGUCUUUGUACCAAUUGAAAAGAAGACAAUUGAGAUGGAAAAAGUGGUUAGACGUCUGGAGAAGGCUUGCAACAUGAUGAUUAGAGAUUUUAAUGAGAAUAGGAAGGAAUUGAUCGAGAUGGGAGGCUUUUUUAACAUAUUUAGUAUAGUUGAAGAUGACCACGAAAUAAUUGAAGGAUUCGGUGAUAAAGUCGACAUGACGUUUAUUAAUAUUGAGGUUUUGGUAAACAACCUUACGUGCAAGGUGAAAGAAAAAUUAAUGAUAAUACGGCUCACAUUGCAAGCAAUUUCUCAGGUUCUAGAGUUUAGAAAACUUAAGGAAGUUCAACAUUCCGUAUUGGAAAAAACAAUAAUAAAAAAGCAAAUGCGGCUUGAGGGAAUCAUGAAUUGUGCAUUAAGUGAGCAGCGUAUUAAUGAAGUACUUCGUGAAGGAAGUAUUAAAUCUCCAAGUUUGAGUCGGGCGAUUUCAGAUUUAAAAGUAAAAAGAAAGGCUCUAAGAAAGCUUGACGAAGUUGGAAAUCAGCAAUCUGUAGAAAGCAAUCAAGGAUUUGCUCAAAAGAGAGACCAUUCCAGCUGGAGAAAAGCCGUAUUAGCUAUAGAUGAUCCAGAGUUAGGGGAAGGAGGUGGAAUAACGACAGGAAGCUUGCAGAAAAAGAACAUAGAAUCUAUGAGUGAGAGAGAACUUCAGAUCGAACUAGCAAGACUUGGAAGUGAGCUGAACUGGAAACUUAUUCCAUGCUUUGAGGAAUUAUCUGAGGAUAUCAAGUAUAUGAGCAUUGAAAUCGAGGCUAAUGUUAACAAGGAGCUCUGGUUAAUAGUAAAAAUAUUACAUGAGGUGUCUGUUAACUGGAAAAAGGAAAUUUAUGGAUUGUAUUCGAAGAAAUGCGGGAAGGUUUGGUCAGGAGAUGCUGCUAAGGAUAGAAAUGAAUAUACAAGCUCAAAGUAA
Molecule: messenger RNA, 1785 nt
Organism: Brettanomyces bruxellensis
Lineage: Eukaryota; Fungi; Ascomycota; Pichiomycetes; Pichiales; Pichiaceae
Exons: 1
Coding region: 1-1785 (594 amino acids)
Molecular function (GO): phosphatidylinositol binding
Source: RefSeq, a predicted model, not a curated record